Molecule: messenger RNA, 2647 nt
Organism: Oncorhynchus mykiss (rainbow trout)
Lineage: Eukaryota; Metazoa; Chordata; Actinopteri; Salmoniformes; Salmonidae
Product: rap1 GTPase-activating protein 1
Biological process (GO): regulation of small GTPase mediated signal transduction
Cellular component (GO): cytoplasm
Molecular function (GO): GTPase activator activity
Source: RefSeq, a predicted model, not a curated record
GAGAGAGGAGGUGGAGAAACACUCUUCCUUGAAAACAGACAGAGUGUGUGAGAAGAGGAAGGGAGGGAUGAGGAUCUUUACAGUCAGGCACAUGCUCACACAGAUAUAGUACAUACAGACCUAUACAAACCCAUGCAUUCUAAUGGGCAUGCAGACCUGUUAAGAGACCUGAGACGCAGCAACUUACAAUACCUUGUCUUGUAUUUAGGGGCAGUAGAAUAGAGUGUAAAGUGACAGUAGUAGUUAGACCUCUGACACUCCUCUGGUCAAUAUACACACAGAAACAAAUAUACCCAUACUCUGUUUUUGGAGUCAGAGUUUUGGAGUUAUGAGUGACUUCAGGAUGACUAAGAGUGGCCAUGUGUUCCUCAGUCCUUUGGUUAUUACAUGGGGCCAGAGGAGACGACACACUGAUACAUCAGACCUAUUUGCAAUGAUCGAGAGGAUGCAGGGCAGCAGAAUGGACGAGCAGAGAUGCACCUUCCCUCCACCCCUCAAAACAGAGGAGGACUAUAUCCCUUACCCCAGCGUUCACGAGGUCCUGGGUCGUAGGAGCCCCUUCCCCCUAAUCCUGUUGCCUCAGUUCGGAGGCUACUGGAUCGAGGGGACCAAUCACAAACCCAGUGCCACACCUGAGCCUGAGCAGAAGCCCUGUGCGUCCUCCCACAUCAAGCUGGAGACCAACAGCAUGGCCAAGAUCUACAGGAAACAGUUCAUGGGCAAGGAACACUUUAAUUACUACUCCAUGGACAUCGGCCUGGGCCACCUGGUCUUCUCCAUGAAGUAUGAUGUCAUCGGGGACCAGGAGCAUCUCUGCUUGCUGCUAAGGACCAAAUUAAAAACUCACCAUGAUGUGAUUCCUAUCUCCUGCCUGACUGAGUUCCCCAACGUGGUCCAGAUGGCCAAGCUGGUAUUUGAAGAGGUAAAUGUGGACAGAUUUUACCCAGUCCUCUACCCAAAGGCUUCAAGGCUCAUUGUCACCUUUGAUGAGCAUGUCAUCAGCAACAAUUUCAAGUUUGGAGUCAUUUAUCAGAAGUUUGGCCAGACCACCGAAGAGGAGCUAUUUGGGAAUAGCGACGAGAGUCCUGCUUUUGUGGAGUUCUUGGAGUUUCUGGGGGACAAGAUUGAGCUCCAUGACUUUAAAGGGUUCAGAGGAGGACUGGACGUCACCCACGGCCAGACAGGAACAGAGUCUGUCUACACUAACUUUCACAACAAGGAGAUCAUGUUCCACGUGUCCACCAAGCUGCCAUAUACAGAGGGAGACUCUCAGCAGUUGCAGAGGAAGAGGCACAUAGGCAACGACAUCGUGGCCAUCUUGUUUCAGGAGGAAAACACACCCUUUGUGCCAGACAUGAUAGCCUCCAACUUCCUGCAUGCCUAUGUGGUGGUGCAGGUGGAGAAUGCCUGCUCAGACAACGUCACAUACAAGGUGUCUGUGACAGCGAGAGAUGAUGUGCCUUUCUUUGGACCCGCUCUACCGGACCCGGCCAUCUUUAAAAAGGGGCAUGAGUUCCAUGAGUUCCUGUUCACUAAGCUGAUCAAUGCGGAAUAUGCCUGUUACAAGGCUGAGAAGUUUGCAAAACUGGAGGAGCGCACGCGGUCGGCCCUGUUGGAGACCCUGUAUGAGGAGCUACACAUCAACAGCCAGUCCAUGAUGGGCCUGGGAGGGGACGAGGACAAACUGGAGAAUGGGGCUGGGGGGGGAGGGGGCUUCUUUGAGUCCUUUAAGCGGGUGAUCCGCAGCAGAAGCCAGUCUAUGGAUGCCAUGGGCCUCAGUAACAAGAAGCCACACACUGUCUCCACUAGUCUCAGUAGCAGCUUUACCGAGACCCCCAAAACCCCAGGGAUAUCAUUACUUGUCCCAGGGAAAAGUCCCAGUAGAUAUCAUGGACGUCGCGGCAGUGCCAUAGGGAUAGGAACAAUAGAAGAGUCUCUGAUCAUUCCUGGGAAGAGCCCCACCAGGAAGAAGUCUGGGCCCUUCAGUGCCAGACGGAGCAGCGCCAUCGGGAUCGAGAACAUCCAGGAAGUGCAGGAGAGGAGUCGGGAAGUGUCCCCCAGCACACAGAGGACUCCAGACAGUGGACACAUCUCCCAGGACCCCAAAUCAGAGAACUCAUCUAAUCAGAGCUCACCAGAGAUGCCCACAACAAAGAACAGUUUGGCCAUGUGUUGCAGGGCCCCUUCUAUCCCUGAGGCCCAGGAUCUGUCCCGCUCCUCGUCCAACGCCAGCAGCUUCGCCAGCGUGGUGGAGGAACACGAUAACGAGGGCAUCGAAGAGUACGACACAGGACUGGAGAGCCUGUCCUUUUCUGGAACACCACACAAGAGAGACUCAUUUGCGUACGUCUCCUGGGUAGAGGAUAGUGUGAGCAGUACUAGUGCCACCAGCCAGGGCAGCUCUCCAGCACCUGCACGGUCCCGGCAGCCUGAGGGGGGCAAAGGGGAAGAGCUCAAAAAGGCGGAGAGCCGAGACAAGACAGAGCGGUCACAGGAUAAGUCAUCAUCGCAUUCCCAUAAGAGGCACCCCCUGCAGGAGAUGAAGCAAGCGCACGUGUGUUCCACCACAGAUGCAGAGGAGGAGCAGAGCUAGUCGCUGGGACAGACAGCUAGACCUGGUGUAAACUAGUCCAGUCUGAACAGCCAG